This is a messenger RNA of Capra hircus (goat), 3785 nucleotides long. RefSeq names its product Meis homeobox 2 (gene MEIS2). The record is from RefSeq and is a predicted model, not a curated record. Gene Ontology annotation, molecular function: RNA polymerase II cis-regulatory region sequence-specific DNA binding; DNA-binding transcription activator activity, RNA polymerase II-specific. Bases 1103 to 2308 code for a protein of 401 amino acids. Gene Ontology annotation, biological process: positive regulation of transcription by RNA polymerase II; positive regulation of cell population proliferation; brain development. Lineage: Eukaryota; Metazoa; Chordata; Mammalia; Artiodactyla; Bovidae. The transcript is spliced from 13 exons.
AUCGCACUCGCUGCAUAUCAGAGGCUCCGCGCGGCGCGCUCCUCCUCGCUCCCGCUCCCCACUCCCGGGAUGUGUCUCCGCCGUACGACGGGCUAUGGCCACCACGACUUCCGGGUUCCGUCAUUUCGUUCUCCCGCCGCCGACCCGCGCCGCCAAACUGAGGCUCUUCUAUAAGCCAGGCAGCAGCCAACCUGCCAACACCUACUGACACUCACUCAUCUCCCAGAGAGAGAAAGAGAGCGAGAGAGAGCGAGCGCGAGAGAGCGAGCGCGAGUGAGAGCGAGCGAGCGAGCGAGAAAGAGAGAGAGGGAGAGACAAAAUACCUACCAAGAAAGGGGGGGAGGAAGUCCAAUUUUUGCAAACUAUUCGUUUUUUUUCUUGAUUUUUCCCCUCCUGCUUUCUUUGAACGAUACUUUAAAGAGAGAGGAUCAUAUUAUAGAUACAGCGGGGGCAAAGCUAAAAGAGGGGGGAGGGGGAGGAAAAAAUACAAGAAGCAGAAACCCCUCGCGGAGUUUUACUGGAAGAAAAAAACGGGUCUGAAAGAUUCCUCCUCUUCAUCAUCAUCAACCAUCAUUCAUUCACUACCUUGACAUUCCGGGCUUUGAUUGACAGCUGGAGUGGCAAAAAGCCAUGAAACACGACAGUUCGGUUACAUGUGGGCUGCUGACGGGCCGCUCGUAACCUUCAGUUCGGGGGCUUAACAAAUUUUUUUUUCUUCUUUUUCUUCUUCUUUUUCUUUUUUUUUUUUUUCCAACUGAGGGGAAGAGAAGAGAAAGAGGGGGAAAGGAGGACCGAAGAGGAGGAGGAGGGGAGGGGGGAGGAGGAGGAGGUGGAGGAGGAGGAGGAAGAUCAGGAGGAGGAGGAAGAAGAGGAAAAAAGAGAAAAAGAAGAAAUAUCACAGGAAAAAAAAAAACUCUUCGUUGUCUUGCCUGGGCUUUUUUUUUUCCCCCUAAAAAUAACAUUGGAAAAUUGGGAGAAGUCUCCUUGGUUUGGAAAAAAAAAAAAAAAAAAAAAACAGGAAUCUUCAGCCUAGAUCACUUUCUUAUCCGGACUGGGAUAUUAAAUAUACGACACAUCCAGGAGUUUAUUGGAGCGCAGACUGAUGGCGCAAAGGUACGAUGAGCUGCCCCAUUACGGCGGGAUGGACGGAGUAGGGGUGCCUGCUUCCAUGUACGGAGACCCUCACGCGCCGCGGCCGAUCCCUCCGGUUCACCACCUGAACCACGGGCCGCCGCUUCACGCCACGCAGCACUACGGCGCUCACGCCCCGCACCCCAAUGUCAUGCCGGCCAGUAUGGGAUCCGCUGUCAACGACGCCUUGAAGCGGGACAAGGACGCGAUCUAUGGGCACCCGUUGUUUCCUCUGUUAGCUCUGGUCUUUGAGAAGUGCGAGCUGGCGACCUGCACUCCGCGGGAACCCGGAGUGGCCGGCGGAGACGUCUGCUCCUCCGACUCUUUCAACGAGGACAUCGCGGUCUUCGCCAAGCAGGUUCGCGCCGAAAAGCCACUUUUUUCCUCAAAUCCAGAGCUGGACAAUUUGAUGAUACAAGCAAUACAAGUACUAAGGUUUCACCUUUUGGAGUUAGAAAAGGUCCAUGAACUGUGUGAUAACUUCUGCCACCGGUACAUUAGCUGUUUGAAGGGGAAGAUGCCUAUAGACCUCGUCAUUGAUGAAAGAGACGGCAGCUCCAAGUCGGAUCACGAAGAACUUUCAGGCUCCUCCACAAAUCUCGCUGACCAUAAUCCUGCAUCUUGGCGAGACCACGACGAUGCAACUUCCACCCAUUCAGCAGGCACCCCGGGGCCCUCCAGUGGGGGCCAUGCGUCCCAGAGUGGAGACAACAGCAGUGAGCAAGGGGAUGGUUUAGACAACAGUGUAGCUUCACCUGGCACAGGUGACGAUGAUGAUCCAGACAAGGACAAAAAACGUCAGAAGAAAAGAGGCAUUUUCCCCAAAGUAGCAACAAAUAUCAUGAGAGCAUGGCUCUUCCAGCAUCUCACACAUCCGUACCCUUCCGAAGAGCAGAAGAAACAGUUAGCUCAAGACACAGGACUUACAAUUCUCCAAGUAAACAACUGGUUUAUUAAUGCCAGAAGAAGAAUAGUACAGCCCAUGAUUGACCAGUCAAAUCGAGCAGGUUUUCUUCUUGAUCCUUCAGUGAGCCAAGGAGCAGCGUAUAGUCCAGAGGGUCAGCCCAUGGGGAGCUUUGUGUUGGAUGGUCAGCAACACAUGGGAAUCCGGCCUGCAGGACCUAUGAGUGGAAUGGGCAUGAAUAUGGGCAUGGAUGGGCAAUGGCACUACAUGUAACCUUCACCAUGUAAAGCAAUCGCAAAGCCGGGGGAAGUUUGCAGAGCAUGCCAGGGGAGUACGUUUCUCAGGGUGGUCCUAUGGGAAUGAGUAUGGCACAGCCAAGUUACACUCCUCCCCAGAUGACCCCACACCCUACUCAGUUAAGACAUGGACCCCCAAUGCAUUCAUACUUGCCAAGCCAUCCCCACCACCCAGCCAUGAUGAUGCACGGAGGACCCCCUACCCACCCUGGAAUGACUAUGUCAGCACAGAGUCCCACAAUGUUAAAUUCUGUAGAUCCUAAUGUUGGUGGACAGGUUAUGGACAUUCAUGCCCAGUAGUAUAAGGGAACUCAAGGGAAAAGGAAACACACGCAAAAACUGUUUUAAGACUUUCUGAACUUUGACCAGAUGUUGACACUCAAUAUGAAAUUCCAGACAGCUGUGAUUAUUUUUUACUUUUUGUCAUUUUUCAUCAAGCAACAGAGGACCAAUGAGACAAGAACACAAAUGUGAAAUCAUGGGCUCACUGAGACAAUUCUGUCCAUGUAAAGAUCCUCUGGAAAAAGACUCCGAGAGUUAUAACUACUGUAGUAUAAACAUAGGAACUAAGUUAAACUUGUACAUUUCUGUUGAUCACUCCGUUAUGUUGCCUCAAAUAGUUUUAGAAGAGAAAAAAAAAUAUAUCCUUGUUUUCCACACUAUGUGUGUUGUUCCCAAAAGAAUGACUGUUUUGGUUCAUCAGUGAAUUCACUAUCCAGGAGAGACUGUGGUAUAUUUUAAACCUGUUGGGCCAAUGAGAAAAGAACCACGCUGGAGACCUUGGUGAACGUUUGGCUGAACCUCAUCCCUCGGACUCCGGCUUCAAGAAUGUGUUUUCAUGCCCGGCCUUUGUUCCUCCAUAAAUGUGUCCUUUAGUUUCAAACAGAUCUUUAUAGUUUGUGCUUCAUAAGCCAAUUCUUCUUAUUAUUUGGGGGGACUCUUCUUCAAAGAGCUUGCCAAUGAAGAUUUAAAGACAGAGCAGGAGCUUCUUCCAGGAGUUCUAAGCCUUGGCUGUGGACAAAACAAUCUUAAGUUGGGCAGCUUUCCUCAACACACACAAAAAGUUAUUAAUGGUCAUAGUACCAGAACUAGGACUUUAUCAGAAACUCAAAGCUUGGGGGAUAAAAAGGAGCAAGAGAAUACUGUAACAAACUUCGUACAGAGUUCGGUCUAUUAAUUGUUUCAUGUUAGAUAUUCUAUGUGUUUACCUCAAUUGAAAAAAAAAAAAAAGAAUGUUUUUGCUAGUAUCAGAUCUGCUGUGGAAUUGGUAUUGUAUGUCCAUGAAUUCUUCUUUUCUCAGCACGUGUUCCUCACUAGAAGAAAAUGCUGUUACCUUUAAGCUUUGUCAAAUUUACAUUAAAAUACUUGUAUGAGGACUGUGACGUUAUGUUAAAAAAAAAAAGUGUUAAGUCACAAAAUGCGGUAAUAAAUAUUUCAUUUUUGAUUUUUUGUUA